Molecule: messenger RNA, 678 nt
Organism: Cryptosporidium ubiquitum
Lineage: Eukaryota; Apicomplexa; Conoidasida; Eucoccidiorida; Cryptosporidiidae
Exons: 1
Coding region: 1-678 (225 amino acids)
Source: RefSeq, a predicted model, not a curated record
AUGAAAAGAUCAAUUGGAAUAAUUUCAUCUUUAUGCUCAAUAUUUUUAUUAAUCGGAAUAGAAUGCCUUCAAUUUAAUGAAUUAAGUUUUAAAAGAAAGCAAAAAGCUGAUAAUAAGCUUGAGAGUAUUCAAAAUAAAUCUUCACUUUUAGAAUGUACAGAUGCCCUAAAUAGUUGGUCUUAUUUUGCAAAAAUGAGUGUAAAAAAAUUAUUGGAAGAUGAAUUCAAGAAAAAAGAGUACAUUUUCUUCUUAGAAACUUUAACUCCACAAAUAUACACGAUUGAUGAAAGUUUUAAUCAAUGUAAAAUGGAAUUAUUGAAAUAUAAUAUAUCAACUAAAAAUGAAACAGGCCAAUUCAAAUUAGAAUUAAAAUCUAAAGGUGAAAAAGAAAUGGUAUUCAAUACAAAAGAAUCAGUUAAAGAAGCCUUAAAUAGAAUUGAGGAACUUAGUCAAAGAAAUGAUUUGAUAAAUGAAGCUAAAAAACUUAUAUUAGACUUUGACUCAAAUAAUAUUUGCACAGAAUGCAAACUAUUCUCUUCUCAAAUGGCUCUUAUUAGUGUUUUAAAGAGAUUGAGACUGAUUUACAACUCUUAUAUUAUAGAACUCGAAAGUAAUAUUGAUCUCAAUAUAUUGAAAGAGAUUGAAAAAUCGGAAAAUAAAAACCUGAGGCAAAACUGA